AAUGUUAUUUGGCAGCGUUGAAUUUAAAGCCCCAUUGAUUAAAUUCCGUCCCAGACUUUUACUAGUGGGCGGAUUCCCGCGCUUUAAUCUUACGUCACUCCACGAGCAGACCUGCGCUAAAAACAGAUACCGAUGGGAUCUAAGUGGAAUAACAUCCAUAAUCAGGUGAAAGCAUGGUGAAGUCUGCAGCCUAAUCAAGUUGAUGCAUUUCUAGAUCAUUUUUAAGUGGAUAUUUACCAUGUCACGGUCCCGUUGUCACCCUCCACGUUGUCAUGCUAAGUGCCACUAGCUUGCUAGAUAUUACUGUUAACUUACUACACGUGGCUGUGCGGAAACGCGGUGAUGUGACACGGAAACAUUAAUAGGCAUCCUCUCCUCCAUGUAGACAGUACCAUGCCCUUGGAGGAAGGACCACAAUCCUCUGCUAAAACCAAAGAGGGGCCUCGACUGGGCCCUGGAAUGUGCUGUUCACGACACUUGGUGGAAUCUAGCCAAAUUAGAUUCCAACAUGGACAGAUGCAGAGAGGUGUCCAGCUGCUAUGUCCGGCAGGACUAGUAGAGGAGAACAGCCUGUUGCUGGUCCUUCUGGCUCCCAAAGACAAGGUUACUGCAGCUGCUGUCAAGUUCUGUACAAUAGUGUGGAACAGCAUAUCUUGAGUGCCCAACAUAGAGAAGUGGUACGAGCUGCUAGAACAAAUGUAUCUUCUGGAAGUUUAUUAGAGAGAUUCCUCCAGGAUGUGCUCCAGCAUCAUCCUCAUCACUACAGCGAUACAAGGCCUACCCAUGCUGAUCUACCCUCGCUAACCACCCCACUUGUCCCAAAGGAGGUGCUCUCAGAGGUGUACUGUGGAUCAGAUGAUAAUGAAGUCUCUGUUGGGACACGAGAGGAGAUGCCUACCUCUGAUGAAGAGUCAUGCCAAAUGCUGCGAAUCGCAGCCUCAAUUCCAGCAGUGACUACUGACCUCACUGCAACUACACACAUACAAACUGAUUCCCAAAUAGGAAAAAUGGUGCCUGAACCACCUCCCCCUGAAAAGUAUUCCCCCACACAGGGUUUUUUGCACAGGACUAGUGGCAGCUCUGCCAAUGAAAAACCACAUACAUCACAAUUGACACUACUUGAUCAGAGAGAAAGCUCACAAACACACUCUGGACAUCCCUGUGCUUCAAAGCAGCCACCAGUCGCCAAGGCUGGAAUUGUUGAACACAGGAAAGCACACAAGAAAACCAAUAGGGAUAAUGAGGGGAGCGACUCCAUUACAGCAUCCCAUGCACCACCAGUUGCAAAGAGCAUUACCUCGAAGGACCAGCCUGCAACCUUUCAACCAGUGGCUGAGUCGUCCACAGUGUGGAUUUCAGGACUGCCUCUUUGGAAAGGCCUUCAUAGGGAACAGACAUUCAGUCAUCUAUCUGACCAGAUUCGAGAUGUGAUAGAGGAGGUUAUUGAAAAAUACUGUUAUGGCUACAGUCUCAAAGUUGACCAGCAAGAGGACGAUGGCAGCUUCCUUCUGAGUCCUCAGUCUAUGAGUGAAUCUGAAGGCAGUGAAGAAUGGGACAAUGCAGUACAGGUGGCUCUGGGAAAGGCAAAGGGUGAAGAAAAGAAUUUAGCCGAAUUACUGGAAGUGCAUAUAAACCUUGAAGACCAAGAAUACCAGACUCAGCUGGACACAGCUCUAAACUCUGUGGGAACACCUGAGGAAACCAAGGAAAGUGCUCCUGAGAAGGUGUUUCCCGAUCUUCCCCACAUACCACAGUCUUUUGUUGGAAAAACGUGGACACAGGUGAUGUUUGAAGAUGACAAGAAGAUAGAUUCUAUAGUUCAAGAAUUCCAACAAGGCGAAUUCCGUUGCUAUUUUGACAGUGAAUCCUUGGCUAUGUUUGGAAAGCACAGUAAGAAAAGGAGAAAGAACAAGAACCAGGGCAAAAAAGAUAAAGCAGAUACUGCUGGGUGUGAGCCUACAGACAUCUUGCCGCUUUUGGAACACAAUGAAGAAGACCCCAAACAUUCAGCUGUUUUUUUGAGAAGAACGAGGCAAAAAGUUUACAGAUUAGCAUCACGUUGCCAAGUGGUAAAGGUAAGCCAUGGUACACAGACCAUCCCUCUUAGCUACCCCGUGGUGCGACCAAAAUCAACACAAGAAACAUUCCCCUCAACACACAGUGAAGAGCCCCAGCAAUGCCCUAGCCCCGAAAGGACCCCUGACAUGAAGACCAGACUAUGUGCAUUAAAGCUUCCUGCUUCUUACUGCAAACUAAUGAGUCCUCUACAGCCUAAAACUGUGGUCUAUGUGCUUUCUUCCCCAGAUGGGGGUCAAGGAAUCUCCAAGCCCACUCCUAUUAAGAAAGCAGGGAGGAAGCGAAAGUCAUGUGAUAGUGAUGUUGGACCAAAGUACAAGUACAAAAAGACACCUCUUAAGUUCUACGACCCUUUGACCAAUAGGAUCUUGAAGAGUCCACCAAAAGGCAUGUCUUUACCCUCUAAUUCCAAAUCUCUUUCACAUGUCCGGCAGCUGUUCCGUAGCCUUAGUCCGGAUAUUAAUAAGGAGAGGCAGGGCCUGGAGCAGGGGCAGUCAUCAGGUGGAUCUCGAAAGGGUCGUGGUAGGAGCAGCAUGGCUGAUCUGUGUACCUCCACCUCAGACUCUAUUCUGGAGAGCGGUGGCCCCUCAGAACCUGGUUCUUCUUUGUCCAGCAGCCGAAAAGCCUUAUUCACCCGCUCCUCUAUCUCAAGUAGCAGUUGUUUCCUCCUUGGACACCUCACUCCAUCAGCCCAUGUGGAUGAUUCUUCCAAAGCACGUUCUCACUCUUGUGCAAGUAGUUCCUACAAGGUUGGAGGACUGGAACAAGAGGAACACCGACAACAAACACCAGUUGACCAAACACCAAUCAGACGUAGCUUACGGAGGGCUGGACCUUUGACUCCAGCCAAGAGACCGUCGGGACCCCCUUAUAGGACUAAGAGGAAGUCAACUAAACCACAGCGCAAAGGAAAAUCACAAAGCAAUCUCCGGCAAACUGUUAGCUCCCAUAUAUCUGCAGAAUGUAGGACAUCUCCCAGAAACAAGAACCCUGUUAGGGCCACGCUUAGAUCAUCGGCUUCCUCUAAACUGGCGAUUCAGCCGGUUAUUACAGCCUCUUCUAAACAAAUAAAUACAAUGCUCAGUGCCAGUCAGCAGAAGAGAGUGAGGGGGAGGACCGCCACUGUAAAUAUAGCAGACUGAACGUUAUCAGAUACCAGCCAUGAGCAUAAGCUGUCAUCUGUUCUUCAAAUGCUGUAUAGUUUUGCACAGUUGAAUUUCAGCUGACUGUUUCUAGUUGAAGUUCAUUUUUGUCUGUAUAUGUUUGUUUAUUUGUCAUAUGCAUUUCUUAACUUGUAAUGAGUAUAUUUUUUAAGUUUCUAAUGGGUAUUUUCACAAAGGUUGAUAUAAAUGGUUGUAAAUUAAAUUUAUAAUUAAUA
Molecule: messenger RNA, 3454 nt
Organism: Pimephales promelas (fathead minnow)
Lineage: Eukaryota; Metazoa; Chordata; Actinopteri; Cypriniformes; Leuciscidae
Source: RefSeq, a predicted model, not a curated record